UGUCUCCCUUGAUUAGCACAUCGCGAAGAUGCACGCGCAAUCUCGCGUGACGUCUACAUCCCGGAAGUCAAGCAGAAGAACUAUUCGACGAAUACUCACAUGAAGGUUCAGUUAUGAACCCUGUCUGGUGAGGAGCGAGUCAGAUGAAGUGUCAUGACAGAUUGAGAUAGAUAUGGAAUCUGUGAAGUCAAGGUUCCGAAGACUCUCCCUCAACCAUGUGUGUUUUGUGGGACUCUGUGCAGUGAUCGUGUACUUGUUUCGAGCUGGAGAUACCUAUUACCUGAAGCCAGUGUGGAGGAAACGGGUUGAGAGCCAGCAGUUUGCUAACGGUGCCUACCCAACAGAUGAGGAUAGAUUACCUCCCCCUGUCAUCACUGACCUUGAAAGUGAUGGUGUAAACGAGAUAGUGCUGAUAACAAGUGACAUGAAACUGACGAUCUUAGCUAUGCCCGAGAUGCAGGACAAGGAUGAAGAAACGUUACCCCAUGUGAUUGUGAAGCAUAAAGUAACUCUGCCUUUGUUGAAUGCUAAAGGAGACGUAGUGAGUCGCCCAGUUGUCAUGAGGACGGGCUUCACUGAACCAUAUCAGUCAAUGGUGCAAGUGAGAUCUCAGGUGAUAGUGAUAGCCACCGCCGACUGGCAGGUACUGUGCUUCACCCCAGCGCUGGAGUUGGUGUGGAGGACAUCGCUGAUGCCGGCCGAGGCACUGAAGGAAGCAUAUAUCAUGAAGGCUAUGGAUGUCCUGGUCACCUCACACUCCGUCAAGAAGAAUGAUGGUGGACUUGUUAUCAUCGGAGGCAGCAUGCUGCAUAAGUCACAUCUACAAGCAGAGGAAGACGAGGCUCAUUUCCGAAACCACACGGAGGAAUCACUGGACAGAGGGCAUUUCUCAACAUUUGCUGUCAGUGGUAGAAAUGGGUCUUUGCGAUGGAGCCAUCUACCGGGAGAUUUUGGCGAGCAGCGACAGGACAUCAAGGCACGGCCAUUUAACUCUUCACGUCAGGAGGAUGGAGGGGAACACCACUGGAAGCUGGGGCUUAGAAAGAACAGACUGCACAAGGGAGAGGUGCCCUGGAGGUACUAUAAGGACAAAAUCAAAUCUCUAUUGCCACAUAUGUGGACAAGCUUGGCGGACACCAAGUUCAAACUGGCUCGCUUUCAGAAAGAGGCUCCUGUUCCGGAGACUGAUGAUGAGGCUGAGGAUCAGGAGCCCUUUGAGUCCACGGCUCUCAAGCCAGAGCACAUUGUUGGGUAUGCCUAUGGUGGCCUGAGACCUCACAGUGAUGACGAACAUGUCGACAAUCCCAAUGCUGUCGUCAUCCAUCGGGACACUGGAGUAGAAGUACUCAAUCUGCUCUCGGGUCGCCCGAUGACAAGAAUGGAGUUCCUGCCAGACUCUUCCAUCUACAUGGACGUGGAUGGGGACUGGGAGCCUGAGCGGAUAACGUGGGGACAGUACAAGGACCACACUGUGUGUUACUUGGAGAUCUGGCGCCAGCAGCCCAUCAAAGAGAAGCUGGAUCAGCUGGCUGUCUGCAUCUCCAAGCGGAUGGUGUGGACACGGUCGUGGGCACUGGAGGAGGAUUUCUACAAGAAACUGCCACCAUACAUCACUCAGAAUGUCGCCAAGAAGAAGGGAAUAAUCUCGCAUCUACUUGGCCGUCACUUGUCAUUUGACUCCCGAUUUGACAUUGUGUCAGUCACCAGCUUGGGCAGGGUGUCUUCCUUUGAUGUGGAGGGAAACAUUCACUGGCAGGCACAAACCAUCGCAACAUGGUCGACCCUGGCUGCUGCAGUGAGGAAAGACAGGAAGAGACAACAGGCGAGCACCAAGGAGUUCUUCGAUUCCUUUGUGCCCAGCAGAGUGCCAAUGUCGAUGAAAGUCUUCGGACACAAGGAUACACUGGCGGUGGCUGGGUUCAAUGGCAUCGGUGUGGUGGACCUGAAGGAGGGCCACGUGUUGGCGCAACACUCUAUCCCAGCACCCCCGACAGCACCGCUCUUUGUGGGGGACUUCAACAAUGAUGGUCUUAAUGAUGUAGUUCUCACCUGUAAGAUGGGGUACAUUGGAUUUGUGCUGCAGUCCAAGACGAACCAUGAGUUCACAGCUAUGUAUGCCACAGCCGUUUUCCUGGCUAUCUUUGUCAUCACAAUGUGCAUGUCGCCUGAUGUGUGGUCCAAGUCGGAGGAGGAUGAGGAGUAGGUUGCAUCUCAGUCUGCAUCUUGGGCUGCAUCUCGGGACCUCUCACUGGUGUAGUCUCACCAGCAACUGAUGCAGGAGUGUCCACACAUCAUUGGACUCCAACAGGUGUUAUCUAUUGGGGAUGUGAUGCCAUUCAGAAUAUGAACAGUCUCUGCACACGGAUGUUGAAGCUUCCUGGUGUGUGGACUGGUGGCAGCAGGAACUGACCUACAGGACGCAUACUUCAACAGAUGAACCCAAUAGGAAGCUUUAGCCUAUCCCAGCAGGCUUUCACCUCCCAGUUACCUCACACAUAGUUCAUCCAUCCAUCCAUCCAUCCAUCCAUCCAUCCAUCCAUCUGUCUAUCCAUAUGUCAAUCCAUGAUAGGACUAAAAGAAUUCUGUUUGAUGAAACUGGUAAUAUUUGGGGGAUCAAUCAGAUCAAUUCUUAUGUAUGAUUGUUGCCAUGAACAUAAGCAUGGCACCGUGAAACACUGAAUAUUUUCACCAUGUGCUUGUAUUGUGUGUGUUAUGUGUUUGGGGUGGGUACAACUAUUUAGAGAUAUGUACUGAAACACUUAUGAAAAUGCAUAUUCAUCGGUAAGAUUUAGCAUAAAUGGCCACAAAUUCUGUGUAUUUUGGCAUGAGAUAAUCAAAGACAACAAUGUCGUUGUACAGGUUCGAAUCUCAUUCGAUGCUUUUCAAGAUGGACUUGACCACAAACACACAGGAUUUAGAAAUUGAUUAUGUGUUUUCGUUGUGUGUCAGUAUAGACAGAAAUAAAGCCAUCCUAAUUGUUUCUCCUGGAUGGUCCACCAACUUAUGGCAAUCACAACUUUCAUUCAGAGCUGCUUCCUUCGUAUGUUGUACAUGUUUAGUUGGAUCUCAUUGCCACAGGACUGUUUGUCAAGGAAUGAAUGUAUGAUACACGAGAACAGUACUUAUUGAAUAAAUACUAUAUUUGUAAA
Molecule: messenger RNA, 3149 nt
Organism: Haliotis rufescens (red abalone)
Lineage: Eukaryota; Metazoa; Mollusca; Gastropoda; Lepetellida; Haliotidae
Exons: 11
Coding region: 173-2203 (676 amino acids)
Source: RefSeq, a predicted model, not a curated record